AUGAACAGCUCAGAAGCAAGAACUGUCCUCAAACACCUAACGGUCCCGGGGGAUUUCUCAGGUCAUGUCCUUGCUGGAACAUUUUUCCUUAUCGUGGCUCUUUGGUGGAGUAUAGAGAGUAUUCUGAAGCAUGUUUGUAAACAGCAAAAGAGGUCUUCCUCCCUUAUUACCAAAGAAUUCUUCUCUCGAGCAGAACUUUUGGAGGGAAUUAUGAUUAUUGGCAUGGCAUCAUUAGGAAUAAUUGGUCUAUAUACUAUGCUUGUGAAGAAAUAUCAGUUCUCAGAUAAAGAAUACAAGUUGGCCCUAAUCCUGCACUGGCAUCAUCUUGCCAUGUAUGUCUUCUUUGCAAUACUAGGUGGGACCAAGAUCUUAUGUUUCAUCAUUAGUUCACUUCCAGUCUCUUUGGUCAAGUUAACGUUAUCAAGUGCCUUCUUUGUGGAAGCUUUCAUUUUCCACAAUCACACACAUGGCCGGUUAUUGGUGGACAUCUUUGGGCACCAACUGUUGAGCUUUGCAGUAUUUUUGGCAGGUCUGGUUGCCUUCAUAGAAUUCCUCACAAAGAACAAUGUAGUUCUGGAGCUCCUGAGGUCAAGCCUCACCAUGCUACAGGGGAUGUGGUUCUGUCAGAUUGCUUUCGUCCUGUAUCCUAAAAAUAGAGACCAUGCAUGGGACCUGUCUGAUCAUAGCAAUGCUAUGUUUCUCACCGUAUGCUUUUGCUUGUACUAUGCAUUGACCUAUGCCAUCAUUGGAAUUAAUUAUGCUCUUGUUACCUGGUUGGUUAAGUGGAGACUUAGUAAGCUAUGCACCUCAGAAACUCAACUUCUGAAAAAUCAUGAACAGCAAGAAGAAUCAGAAGAUGAAAUGUGA
Molecule: messenger RNA, 867 nt
Organism: Onychomys torridus (southern grasshopper mouse)
Lineage: Eukaryota; Metazoa; Chordata; Mammalia; Rodentia; Cricetidae
Product: transmembrane protein 45A-like
Exons: 6
Coding region: 1-867 (288 amino acids)
Source: RefSeq, a predicted model, not a curated record